Molecule: messenger RNA, 1122 nt
Organism: Acanthoscelides obtectus
Lineage: Eukaryota; Metazoa; Arthropoda; Insecta; Coleoptera; Chrysomelidae
Source: the annotation of a GenBank genome assembly
UUUAGAAUUUCACUACUCUGAAAAUGCUGUCUUCAACAAUCCUUUCUGGUGUAAAAACAAGCAUCAGGAGCGGAGUCAGCAGCCGCAAUAUUGGAAUACUGGCUCCAUGUCUCCAAAAGGCUACAGAUCCCAUUCAACAACUUUUCAUCGACAAGAUCCGUGAAUACAAGUCGAAGAGCAAUAACGGCAAAAACCUAGUCGAACCGUCUCCAGACCUAGAAAAAGAAUUGAAAACAGAAUUGGAGAAGGUCGCCAGGCAGUUCGGUGGUGGACCCGGUGUGGAUAUGACGAAAUUCCCAACGUUCAAAUUCCAAGACCCUGCCAUUGACCCAAUCAACCUCGAGAAGUAAAUGGUAUUAGGUAACAUUUGUCAACGCAAUGGAGAGGCUGAAAUUUUAUAUCGUCUUUUUUUAUGCAAUCUCCUGCGUAUCCAUAUUAGCUAUACUAGCUGUGUGAGAGUUUACAUUUAAUUUAUUGUUUAAGACAUCGUGGAAUAAAAAGUUGUUGAUUUGUUCUUGGCUUAUUUUUUGUAAUAAAGUUCUGAAAUCGGAGAUUUGAGUGUUGAAUGGGUACGGAUAAUUAAUGAGUGCAAAAUAUGCGUAUCAACAUUAUCUUGUCGCAAAGGUCAAGGGUAUAUUUGGUCUAUCAGUUGUCUCGCAACCGUGACUUUCAAACGCAAAAGUUUUUCAAUUAGAUCAAAAAAAUAAAUAAACAUUGUAUUUUAUCACAGAAAUAUAUUCCACGCAAACAUCAGUAUUUUUAUUGACUGUUAUUUGGAAAACGAGUGCAUCACAAUAUAGAUAUUUAUUUCAUUUAUUCAUGUAAAGGGUGGUCAACUAAGAACUAAUAUGCGUAUCUAGGAACCUAUCCAGUGUAGAGGCUUGCGGCAAAAAAGUUCUUACUAAAAGAGAAAAACUUGUAAAAUAUUUUCAAGUUUCUGAAAUGGCUGCUAGGUGGUCCCUGCAAUCUUGAAUCUAAAAAAGUGGUGUUUCUGUCCCGUUAUAUUAACCUAACAUUCGAGGAUAAUCUACCUUUUUUGUUUGACAAUUUUUGCUGUAUCUCUAAAAAUAAAAUUGUUAAUUUUUAUAUGGAAAUCCAUUAAAUUUUUAUUUUUUGAACUGA